AUGUCUGCCGAACAAGCUUUCCAAUCUUCAGAACAUCCACUCACUUUAGAAGAACUCGUUGAUAAUUAUCAAGGCGCCCAGCCCCCUCCUGUCGUUUCCAGCUCUACUUGUGGUAAGUUCUGGAGUCGUCGUUUAUCAGCUAUAAUGCCUUUCAUUCACGUCGCCUCAGUAUUUAUGCUGAUACUUACUAUCAAUAGGGUUGCUGGUGUCCCUGAUAUCUGCCGAACUGUAUCUUUCUUUGGUUACUUCUACGGAAUAACGAUGUUCUCCUUCGGUAUCAAUGAAAUACUGCUCUGGGUGCCUACCAUUCUUACCUAUAGAAUCCAGUGUUUAAAUUGGCUCUUGGCUUUAGUGGCUUGGGUGUUGCAAGUUGUCAGUGUCGUUGCAAGUCAACGUGCUGAAGGCCCAUUCGUGGAAAAGAAGUAUCUCGAUGGAGAAGUAAUAUUGCAGAAUGUGACUGAUUCGUUUAGAGCGAUUUACAUUGCGCGUCUUGUCAUGGCGGUAGUGAUUUGGCUCCUUGUUCUGCUUCGCUUGUAUGACAUAUUACUCUGUCUUCGGUGUUCAAACAACCGUAUUACCACCAACAAGGAAGUGAACCGUCUCGAGCUUGGUCAAGAUGUCGUCCCACUCCAGCGCCUUGAAAAGGCCUACUUACGGUGA
Messenger RNA from Candidozyma haemuli, 660 nucleotides. RefSeq lists its product as uncharacterized. The transcript has 2 exons. The coding region runs from base 1 to 660 and encodes 219 amino acids. NCBI's taxonomy places the organism in Eukaryota, Fungi, Ascomycota, Pichiomycetes, Serinales, Metschnikowiaceae. The record is from RefSeq and is a predicted model, not a curated record.